AAAGUUAAAAGUUUUCAGUCAGACGCCAUUUCACAUCAGAGCAGAAGGAGGAAAACAGUCUGAGGAAGUGUUACUGGUUUACCUCUCGGACUCCAGAAGAUGAAGAAAGAGGAGGAAGAGGAGGAAGAGGAGGACGGAGCAGAGUCUGUAAUAUCCAGCUGUCUGUCUAUGAAGAGUGACCGGUCUAAAGGUCGUCCUCCAACCUUCAGUAAUGAACCUGGACCCUCAGACACAAAACAGAGAGCAGAGUCUGUAAUAUCCAGCUGUCUGUCUAUGAAGAGUGACCGGUCUAAAGGUCGUCCUCCAACCUUCAGUAAUGAACCUGGACCCUCAGACACAAAUGUUACUGGUUUACCUCUCAGACUCCAGAAGAUGAAGAAAGAGGAGGAAGAGGAGGACGGAGCAGAGUCUGUAAUAUCCAGCUGUCUGUCUAUGAAGAGUGACCGGUCUAAUGAACAACCUCUAAACUUCAGUAAUGAACCUGGACCCUCAGACACAAAAGAGAGGAAGAGGAGGGCUGUUUCUGUGGAGGAGCAGCUGUCCUGCUGUUCUUUGUGUCAGGACGUCCUGAAGGAUCCAGUCUGGGACCAGUCUGCUUCAUCAGGAGACUCCUCCUGUCCCAAGUGUGCAGAAAGAUCCAGAACCAGACCUGGACUGCAGACAGACAGUCAGACCAGCACUGUACAAACAGAAAGUGGUCUGCAGGAGGUUUUAGAUGAACAUCAGAUCAGUCUGAUCAGCACAUGUGAAUGUGUGACUCAAGGAACUGAUGAAGCAGGAAGUGAAAUCCUCCUCAUCAGCAUCUUCACUGAGGUCCACAUCACAGAGGGACAGAGUGAAGAGGUUAAUACCCAACAUGAGGUGAGGCAGCUUGAAACAGCUUCCAAGAUGAAGCUCCAUGACGCUCCAAUCAAGUGUCAGGACAUCUUUAAAGUCUUACCUGACCAACAGAAACACAUCAGAGUGGUUCUAAUGAACGGCAUCGCUGGCGUUGGAAAAACCUUCUCAGUGCUGAAGUUCACUCUGGACUGGGCACAGCGCUCCAACAACCAAGAUAUCAGUCUGCUGAUUCUGUUCUCGUUCAGGUCGCUGAACUUGAUCAAAGAUGAGCAGUACAGUCUGCUCAUGCUGAUCCAUGUUUUCUAUCCAACAUUACAGAAGCUCACAGCAGAGAAGCUCGCUGUCUGUAAAGUUCUGUUCAUCUUUGACGGCCUGGAUGAAAGCAGACUUUCACUGGAUUUCAACAACAGUGAGGUCGUGUCUGAUGUCACACAGAAGACAUCAGUCAGCGUGCUGUUGACAAACCUCAUCAAGGGGAAGCUGCUUCCCUCGGCUCUCGUCUGGAUCACUUCCCGACCUGCAGCAGCCAAUCAGAUCCCUCCUUCAUGUGUGGACAGAGUAACAGAAGUACGAGGCUUCACUGACGCCCAGAAGGAGGAGUACUUCAGGAGGAGAUUCAGUGAUGAAGAGCAGUCCAGCACAAUCAUCUCACACAUCAAGACAUCCAGGAGCCUCCACAUCAUGUGUCACAUCCCAGUCUUCUGCUGGAUCACUGCUACAGUUCUGGACCACAUGUUGACUAGAGACCAUAGAGGAGAGCUGCCCAAGACCCUGACUGACACUUACUCACACUUCCUGCUGGUUCAGACAAAGAGGAAGAAGAACAAGUAUGAUGAAGGACAUGAGACGAGUCCACAGAAGCUGACGAAGGCUGACAGGAAACUUCUUCUGAAGCUGGGGAGGCUGGCGUUUGAACAACUGGAGAAAGGAAACAUCAUGUUCUACCAAGAAGACCUGGAGCAAUGUGGUCUUGAUGUCACAGAGGCCUCGGUGUUAUCAGGAGUUUGUACACAGAUCUUCAAAAGAGAGAGUGUGAUCUUCAAGAAAACAGUCUACAGCUUUGUUCAUCUGAGCGUUCAGGAGUUUCUGGCUGCAGUCUACAUGUACCACUGUUACACCAGCAGGAAGAUAAAGGUACUCAAGGACUUCCUGGGAGAAAAACACAGUUACUCAUCUCUGGAUGACUUCCUGAAGGGAGUCAUGAAUAAAUCUCUCAGAAGUAAAAAUGGCCACCUGGAUCUGUUUGUCCGCUUCCUUCAUGGUCUCUCGCUGGGUUCCAACCAGAGUCUCUUAGGAGGCCUACUGGGUCAGACAGACAACAGUCCAGAAACCAUCCAGAGAGUCAUCAACAACCUGAAGGAGAUGAACAGUGGUAAUAUAUCUCCUGACAGAAGCAUCAACAUCUUCCACUGUCUGAUGGAGAUGAACGACCGCUCAGUACAUCAGGAGAUCCAAGAGUUCCUGAAGUCAGAAUACAGAUCAGAGAAACUCUCUGAUAUCCAGUGCUCAGCUCUGGCCUACAUGCUGCAGAUGUCAGAGGAGGUUCUGGAUGAGUUUGACCUGGAGAAGUACAACACAUCAAAGGAGGGACAACGGAGACUGAUCCCAGCUGUGAGGAACUGCAGAAAGGCUGUACUUUAUGACUGUGGACUCUCAGAGACUCACUGUGAUGUUUUGGCCUCAGCUCUGAAGUCCAACUCCUCCCAUCUGACAGAUCUGGACCUGAGUAAAAACAACCUGUAUGAUUCAUCAGUGAAGCGUCUGUCUGCUGGACUGGAGAGUCCAAACUGUAGACUGAAGACUCUGAUAUUGUAUGACUGCUGGUUGUCAGAGAUCAGCUGUAAUUAUCUGGCCUCAGCUCUGAAGUCCAACCCCUCCCAUCUGAGAGAUCUGGAUCUGAGCUACAACAACCUGAAGGAUUCAGGAGUGAAGCAGCUGUCUGGUUUUCUGAAGAGUCCAGACUGUAAACUGGAGACUCUGAGAUUGUUUGACUGCAGUUUGUCAAAGAUCAGCUGUAAUUCUCUGGCCUCAGCUCUGAAGUCCAACUCCUCCCACCUUAGAAAGCUGGAGCUGAGUGGAAACAACCUGAAGGAUUCAGGAGUGAAGCAGCUGUCUGGUGGACUGGAGAGUCCAGACUGUAAACUGGAGACUCUGAUAUUGUUUGGCUGCAGUUUGUCACAGAUCAGCUGUGAUUAUCUGGCCUCAGCUCUGAAGUCCAACUCCUCCCAUCUGAGAGAGCUGAAUCUGAGAGGAAAUGACCUGAAGGAUUCAGACGUGAAGCAGCUGAUUGAUCUUCAGCAGAGUCCAGACUGCAGACUGGAGACUCUGAGAUGGAAGUGAUCUCUGUCAGAGUGAGAGUGAACAUCCAGGAGUGUUGAGAGAGGAUCAGCUGGAUCCUGAUGAUCCAUCUGGAGUCUUGAUCUGGAUUUUGUCGUCUUCACUUAAGUCUCUUAACUGACUACAAACUGAACAGUUAUCUCUGGAUUUAGCUGAAAUAAAAAACAGGUGUUAUAAGUCAGACUGUGAGCCUGGGCUCAUAUUUAUCAAGCGUCUCAGAAUCACACUGAGAGUUAACGAGGACUAAAACUAAUGAAUGAAGCAGAAGAGAAUUGACUGUGACUUUCAGCAGGAGAAGGAUUACUGCUGGGAGAGAGUGAGACGCGGCUGUUUUACCACAGU
Messenger RNA from Scomber scombrus (Atlantic mackerel), 3519 nucleotides. Its product is annotated as NACHT, LRR and PYD domains-containing protein 3-like. NCBI's taxonomy places the organism in Eukaryota, Metazoa, Chordata, Actinopteri, Scombriformes, Scombridae. The coding region runs from base 100 to 3180 and encodes 1026 amino acids. The record is from RefSeq and is a predicted model, not a curated record. Gene Ontology annotation, molecular function: protein binding. The transcript has 13 exons.